Gordionus sp. m RMFG-2023 is the source of this 1244-nucleotide messenger RNA. RefSeq names its product CCR4-NOT transcription complex subunit 7-like. The coding region runs from base 54 to 1112 and encodes 352 amino acids. NCBI's taxonomy places the organism in Eukaryota, Metazoa, Nematomorpha, Gordioida, Chordodea, Parachordodidae. The record is from RefSeq and is a predicted model, not a curated record. Gene Ontology annotation, molecular function: nucleic acid binding; poly(A)-specific ribonuclease activity. The transcript has 6 exons. Gene Ontology annotation, cellular component: CCR4-NOT complex; CCR4-NOT core complex; P-body.
UUUUAUUUUUCGCUAUUCUGAUUUUCGCUGUUUCGUACCUAAUUCAUUUUUAGAUGGGAACAUUAACAGCGUCAGUUAAUAACUUACAAAUGCAUUCAUUAAUCUCGACAUCUAAUCAUAAUUCCUUAUUCCGGAACAAUAAUCAAAACAAUUCUCUUCUACCUCCUAUAGCUGUUUCGAAUUUGAUUCCAAUGAUUUUACCAUUCGCAGAAAAUCACAUUCGCGAUGUUUGGGCUCAUAAUUUAGAAGAAGAAUUUAGAAUUAUACGAAAAAUUUGUCAAAAAUAUCAUUUUAUUGCAAUGGACACAGAAUUCCCUGGAGUAGUAGCCAGACCUAUUGGGAAUUUUAAAAGUGUUUCAGAUUAUCAAUAUCAACUUCUUAGAUGUAAUGUCGAUUUAUUAAAUAUUAUUCAACUAGGAUUUACAUUUAUGGAUGAAAAUGGUAAAACCCCACCUGGUUAUCUGACAUGGCAAUUUAACUUUAAAUUUAGUUUGAAGAAUGACAUGUACGCCCAGGACAGUAUCGAUUUGUUACAGAAGGCUGGUCUUCAGUUUCAAAAGCACGAAGAAGAUGGGAUAGAUCCUGACGAUUUUGCUCAAUUGCUUAUGAUGUCCGGAACCGUCUUAAUGGAUAACAUUAAAUGGCUCUCAUUCCAUAGCGGAUACGAUUUUGGUUAUCUAUUAAAAUUGUUGACCGUUAGUCCGUUGCCAGCUGACGAAAGCCAAUUUUUUGAGCUGGUGCAAAUAUUCUUCCCGUAUAUCUACGACAUUAAAUACUUGAUGAAAAGUUGUCGCAGUUUAAAAGGAGGUCUCCAGGAGAUAGCCGAUCAAUUAGACCUGGAAAGGAUUGGGCCGCAACACACAGCUGGUAGCGAUAGUUUAUUAACUGGAGCCGCCUUUUUUAAAAUGCGCGAGAUGUAUUUUGAAGAUAGCAUAGACGAUAUAAAGUAUUCCGGUCAUCUUUACGGUUUAGGCGCACCUUACAACACCCUUAACAAUACUUCCACCACGAAUACACUCAUCAAUAAUAACGCUAAUAUCAACAUCAAUAAUUCCAAUUUUAAUAACAAUUUAAAUUCAACUGCCAAUAUUCCACUGUCAAAUAAUGAAUGAAUGAAUUGCAUUUUGAUCGUUAAAGAAAUAUAUUUUAUUUGUAAUAUAUAAGUAUUAUUUAACAGCUAUUUCUUUUUUUUUAAAAAAUAUUUCUUGAAUGUUUGUUUAAUAAUGAUUAUUUUAAAAUAUAUA